CUUAUCUUAAAAUAAAAAUUAUUUCUCGGAUGAAUGGUCUUUGCUACGAUCGACGGUGGACUGUUUUUGGUUGUCUAUUGUCAAGAGACUCUGGUACUAAGAGGCUACAAGUCUAUUUGCUGACAGCGGACUUCAGUGCAUUCUAUCGCAGCAACAGAAAAAAAGGGAAUAAAGAUGAAACCAGAAAACGAAUGGAUCAUCACAGUACUCUACGCAAUCACGAUGCUCAUAGCGUUUGCAGGGAAUAUUUUCCUUAUCUACAUCGUGUGGAAGAAACCUGAAGUCAGAUCACUGACAAGCUUUAUGUUCGUGAACAUGGCCAUCGCUGAUUUGCUAGUAACCCUGGUUGUGAUGCCUUGGUCGAUUUCCAUAGUAUAUACAGAUGGUUUGUGGAUAAUCCCGGGAGUAUUUGGAAAAGUUAUGUGCAAAGGUGUUGUAUACAUUGCCUAUGUCACUUUAACAGCAUCCAUCCUCUGCCUGACGUUCAUGGCGAUCGACAGGUACUAUGCCAUCGUUCAUCCCCUCCGCCGCCAUCUUUGGUUUCGAAAGCCUAAACUAACCGUUCCAUUUAUUUGGAUCGGGUCACUGGUCUCCAUGUCCAUUUUCCUUGUUGUUCAAACCGUGGAGGACCACAAUUCCCGAUGCAUGCUAUCUGUUUACAUCUUGGGUGAUCCAGAGAGGGCUCUUCGAGGAAUAUACCUCCUCCUUUUCGUCGUCAACUAUCUCAUCCCCUUGGUCGUUAUUUCUUUCCUGUAUACCAUCACUGCAUGGAAUUUAUGGUUCAAUGUUGCACCUGGAGUGAAUACUUUGAGAAGAGAUCGAGCGCAACUCGAAACCUCCAAGAGAAGAGUGGUUCGGAUGCUCAUUAUUGUUACCUGUGCUUUUGCCCUUUGUUGGCUCCCACCACAAGUGGUCCACAUGAUGUACGUCAUUCACGCAUCUAAGGCUGACCUACACAUACAGCCGAUUGUCAGCUUUGUGUGUUUUUGGUUUGGACACGCCAACAGUGCCGUUAACCCAUGGCUGUACAUUUUUCUGAGCACCAAGAUAAAUACGGCAUUUACUAGGAUCGUCAGUAGAAAAAGCAGCCGGUUGCCUUCAAGAACCACUACCAAAAGAUCAGAUGCCGUCUUACCACCUGAAAAUGAAGCAAUCCAGAAAGAAUCAAGAGUAUAAUCUCUCUCAUAACAUGAAACUUUUAGUGUAGGCAGUGUAGUGAGGGUGCUGAACUAGUAAUCUGGUGUUCAGGGGUGCAAGUCCUCUACCUUAUGACUCGCUUGUUUGUUCUCGUUUUUCCUUCGGGUCGAUUCCGUGACUCGCUUUGUAUACAGCCAACUGGUGUGCCCACUGCUGGUUGAGAUUUUUAAACAUGAUUAUUUACAACGUCUGUUUUCCAAUUUGAUUGAAAUGGCUAUGAAAGCCCCAUAGGGGUACUGUUCA
Messenger RNA from Pocillopora verrucosa, 1440 nucleotides. Its product is annotated as orexin/Hypocretin receptor type 1-like. Gene Ontology annotation, biological process: G protein-coupled receptor signaling pathway. Gene Ontology annotation, molecular function: G protein-coupled receptor activity. Lineage: Eukaryota; Metazoa; Cnidaria; Anthozoa; Scleractinia; Pocilloporidae. Gene Ontology annotation, cellular component: membrane. The record is from RefSeq and is a predicted model, not a curated record.